Rana temporaria (common frog) is the source of this 2332-nucleotide messenger RNA. It is a transcript of the gene GFI1, whose product is annotated as growth factor independent 1 transcriptional repressor. Gene Ontology annotation, cellular component: nucleus. The record is from RefSeq and is a predicted model, not a curated record. NCBI's taxonomy places the organism in Eukaryota, Metazoa, Chordata, Amphibia, Anura, Ranidae. Bases 154 to 1320 code for a protein of 388 amino acids. The transcript is spliced from 6 exons.
GGCUAUCCCCGCCCACCCCUUACUUCUCCAUCCCCGGCUCGUGCCUGAUCCCUACCAAUGGAUGUGACCCCAGUGAGCAGAUAACAGGACGGAUCUGAGGACAGCUUGUGGAUCUUAUAGGCAGAGGAGACCUGAGGACGGAGAGCCCCGAAAAUGCCCAGAUCAUUCCUGGUGAAGAGCAAGAAGGCUCACAGCUACCACCAGCCUAGAUCUACGGAUGGAGAUGACUACAGACUACAGCAGGAGAGAGUGCUGGCUCAUCUGUGUGCAGAGAGUAAGGUGGUGUCUGAGAGUGAAGGGAACAUCUCCCCCGUGUCAUCCCACCUAGGUGAAGUUGGGGACGCGUCGUCCGAUGUGUCGCCCCCUAGCUGCGAAAGCAGUGUGUGCGACACGACUGCGUCAGAAGUGGACGACUUCUGGAGACCCCCUUCCCCAUCCGCCUCUCCAGCCUCAGAAAAGUCCGCCUGCCCAUCUUUGGAAGAUUCUCCACCUUUUCCUCCAUCCUUCAAGUCUUAUACAUGGGGCAGUUUGGUUGGCUCUGAACUACGACAGUUGGUGCAGCAGAACUACAGGCCAUCAGGACUGGAGAGAAGCUCAUCCCUAGGACUCUAUGGAGACAGGGACCCUCCGACUCAUCCCUCACCUCUAUACAAUUCAGAAAGGGGUGUUCAUGGGCUGUAUGGGGACUAUGCACAAGGAGUGUCUCACUAUGGAGAGUCCUGUUCUGCCACUGCGUUAUAUGGAGAAAAGACACAAGGCAUCAAGGUGGAGUCUGAUCUGCUGUGUACACGACUGCUGCUUAACACCGGCUCCUACAAAUGUAUAAAGUGUAGUAAGGUGUUCUCCACACCUCAUGGACUGGAGGUUCAUGUACGGAGAUCGCACAGUGGUACAAGACCAUUUGCAUGCGAAAUGUGUGGAAAGACGUUUGGCCAUGCUGUCAGCUUAGAGCAACAUAAGGCUGUCCAUUCUCAGGAGAGAAGUUUUGAUUGUAAAAUCUGUGGCAAAAGUUUUAAGAGGUCAUCAACGCUUUCCACACAUUUACUUAUCCACUCAGACACAAGGCCGUACCCCUGUCAGUACUGUGGCAAGCGUUUCCACCAGAAGUCAGACAUGAAGAAACACACGUUUAUACAUACAGGUGAGAAACCCCACAAGUGUCAAGUAUGCGGCAAAGCGUUCAGUCAGAGUUCAAACCUGAUUACUCACAGCCGAAAACACACCGGCUUCAAGCCUUUUGGUUGUGACCUGUGUGGAAAAGGUUUUCAGAGGAAGGUGGAUCUGAGAAGACAUCGUGAAACACAGCAUGGAAUCAAAUGAUCGAGAAAUGAAAAUGUCCUUGUUCUGCACAGGAAACCUUUGUCAUCCGAGAACACUAGGUGAACUUCAUCAAAAAAUGUGUGGUGUUGACUCAUUGACCACUAACGAGGGUGGAAUAUGCAGAAAUCUCAGUUCAGAGAUUGUUCAUUCAGUUUACCAUCAGCCAUCACUUCCUUACUUUCUGAAGAAGCAAGUCUUCUAUAGCUACAACCUGCAGGAAACACAAAAGUCGAGGGAUUCUCUACAAGCAGGCAAAGGUCAAGUUAUCUAGCUAUGAACAUUGAUAUUAAAAGAUUUGGACUAAACUGGAUACUUGCAGACAGUUCUUGGCAAAUCGGUUAUCAAGGAAUCAUUCUUUGGUUUGGAGACUUUGGGUGGAAAAUGGAAACCCUUUUAAAUUAAGCUGGAAAUCUUUUGGACAUAUUUGUGUUUUUAGACCUUGUUGCUUUGUUUCAUGCACAUGUCGUCACAUCUACAGAACUCAGUCUUUUCUUAAUUUAUGCCUAUAUUGUGUUUGGAUGGUAAAGUGUUCUUUCGAGUUAAAAUGCCUAGGCUGUAAGGUUUAAAGUUGAAAGCAAAAUUACAACUAUUCAGAGACAAAAACUGGAGGAAAUUACAUUUAUUGUCCAUAUUACACUAAUUAGGGCUAAAUGUAUCAUUUGGCAGAGUAGACAAAGGCCUAUCAGUGGCAUCUUUCUAUCCUGCCCCCCCCCCCCCUCGUGAUUGUGAGAAAUACAUUUAAUUCAUACACGCUCACACAUCGCAAUAUUCAAAGUUCCUAUGUAGAUAUAGGUGAUUUCUCAUCUGGAAAUGUAAUAUUACAGAAAGAGUCUGUCUAUUUCUACUAUUCUUCCAUAAUCUGGUCAAUCUGUGGAAAUUCCACCACCCCCCACAUUUUUCAAUUGACUUUUGUUGAAGCAGCCGGUCUAAAAAUUCUCAGGCUUCGUACACACGACCGAGUUUCUCGGCAAAAACCAGCAAGAAACUUUCUGGGAGAUAUUUUUUUGCAGAG